Hippocampus comes (tiger tail seahorse) is the source of this 2301-nucleotide messenger RNA. RefSeq names its product endothelin converting enzyme 1 (gene ece1). Gene Ontology annotation, molecular function: metalloendopeptidase activity. The transcript is spliced from 18 exons. Gene Ontology annotation, cellular component: plasma membrane. NCBI's taxonomy places the organism in Eukaryota, Metazoa, Chordata, Actinopteri, Syngnathiformes, Syngnathidae. Gene Ontology annotation, biological process: peptide hormone processing. The record is from RefSeq and is a predicted model, not a curated record. The coding region runs from base 1 to 2301 and encodes 766 amino acids.
AUGGAGGCACUCAGGGACUCUCUUAUGCAUCUGACUUUUCAGAUGUCAUCAUACAAGAGAGCCACACUGGACGAGGAAGACUUGGUGGACUCUGGCGGCGAUGACAUCUACCAGUCAACACCCAUGCAGGUGACUCUCCGGCAGGGCUGUGGCUCCUCAUGUUGGCCUGAGAAAACGCAGAGGGAGAGGCAGCUUCUGUUUCUCGUGUGUGUGCUGUCUGCAGGCCUAUUCGUAUCGCUCAUCACGACCGCCGUGUUCUACCGGCAGACACAUCCAGGCGUUUGCCUGACCGAGCCAUGCAUCACCGUGGCCAGCGCCGUCAUGUCAGCCUUGGACCGCUCCGUGGACCCCUGCCAUGAUUUCUACAGCUAUGCCUGCGGCGGCUGGAUGAACAACAACCCCCUCCCCGAAGGCAAGUCCCGCUGGGGCUCUUUCAGCAAGCUGUGGGAGCGCAACAUGCUUGUGAUGAAGCAAUUAUUAGAGAACACGACGAUGAAAGAUCUGAGUCAAGCAGAGGAGAAGGCCCAGCGUUACUAUCAGGCCUGCAUGAACGAGACAAAGAUCGAGGAGUUGGGAGCGAAGCCAUUGCAGGAACUCAUCACGCAGAUAGGAGGAUGGGCCUUGACUGGACCCUGGGACAAAGACAAUUUCCAGGAAGUCCUCCGUGCCGUGUCUGCAAAGUACCGGACUUCGCCAUUUUUCACCGUGUACGUCAGUACUGACUCCAAAAAUUCCUCCACUAACAUCAUUCAGGUGGAUCAAUCCAGCUUGGGACUCCCUUCAAGGGAUUACUACCUCAACAAAACAGCCAAUGAAAAGUAUCUGACGGCAUACCACAACUUCCUGGUGGAUUUAGGGGUCCUGCUGGGGGGCUCCGAGGAAACAUCGCGGCUACUUAUGGGGGAGAUUUUGGACUUUGAAACGUCCCUGGCCAACAUCACAGUACCCCUGGAGGCGAGACGGGAUGAGGAGCUCAUCUACCACAAGAUGGAGGCCAAAGACCUGAAAAGUCUGGCUCCUGCAGUGGACUGGAUCCCUUACCUCAACGAGGUGUUUGCUCCUGUGUCCAUCAACGAGUCCGAGCCGGUGGUCGUGUAUGCCAAAGAGUACCUCCAGAACGUGUCGGACCUCAUAACAAACACCAAUAAAAGCCUUCUCAACAACUACAUGAUCAUGAAGGUGGUACGGAAGAUGGUGCCCAUCUUGGACCAAAGGUUCCAGGAUGCAGAGCAGCGCUUCCUAGAGGUCAUGUACGGAACUAAAAAGAGCUGCACUCCCCGCUGGAAGCUGUGCGUCAGCGACACAGACAGUGGCCUGGGCUUCGCUCUGGGCGCCAUGUUCGUCAAGACCACCUUCACCGAGGAUAGCAAGGCCAUCGCCGUGGACAUGGUCAGUGACAUUAAAAGGGCGUUUGAGGACGGCUUGAAGUACGUGAGCUGGAUGGAUGAUGACACAAAAAAGGCGGCGAAGGAAAAGGCAGAUGCAAUUUACGACAUGGUGGGCUAUCCGGAGUUCAUCAUGAAUGCCACCAAGCUGGACAAAGUGUUCAAUGAUUUCGAGGUCGUAUCAGAUCUGUAUUUCCAGAAUGUCAUGCAGUACUUCAACUUCUCUGCCAGGGUGACAGCUGACCAGCUGAGAAAAGCUCCAAACAGAAACCAGUGGAGCAUGACCCCUCCAACUGUGAAUGCCUACUACAACCCCACCAAGAAUGAGAUUGUCUUGCCAGCGGGAAUCCUCCAAAUGCCGUUCUACAACCGCCACUGGCCCAAAGCUCUUAACUUUGGUGGAAUUGGGGUCGUCAUGGGGCAUGAACUGACUCACGCUUUUGAUGACCAAGGCAGAGAAUUUGACAAAGAUGGAAACCUACGCUCCUGGUGGAAGAACUCAUCUGUGGAGGCCUUCAAAAAGCAGACGCAGUGCAUGGUGGAGCAGUACGGCAACUACAGCAUCAACCAGGAGACCCUGAAUGGUCGCCACACGCUGGGAGAGAACAUCGCAGACAACGGUGGACUCAAAGCUGCCUAUGAGGCUUACGUGAACUGGAUCGAAAGGAACGGUGAGGAGGCCACGCUGCCAGCUCUGGGAAUGACUAACCACCAGCUGUUCUUUGUGGGAUUUGCACAGGUGUGGUGCUCCGUGAGGACGCCCGAGAGCUCACACGAGGGUGUCAUCACCGACCCGCACAGCCCGUCCAGAUUCCGAGUCAUCGGGUCCGUCUCCAACUCGCACGAGUUCUCCAAGCAUUUUGGCUGCAAAGUAAAUACACCUAUGAACCCCAAACACAAGUGCAAGCUUUGGUGA